CCAACCACUGCGCUGGGAGACAGACAGAAAGAGAGAGCGUGAGAGAGAGAGAGAGAGAAGGAGGAGGAGAAGAAGGAGGAGGAAGAAGAGGUAGCAGCAGGCAGACAAUGUGGACAGUGUGAGAGAGCUCCACACUUCAUUUCAGGGGUUAGCGGAGGACGUGAGCGUCAACACAACGAAAGAAUAUAUCCUCCAAGCCUGAGGGAAAAAAAAAAAGUGAAAGGAGAGGCAGAGGAAAGGAAAGGAAGGAAGCAAAGAAGGAGAAAAGGAGGGAGGGAGAGGGGUGAGGAGGGGCUCCUCACCGUGUCUGCUCAAACGCAGCAAGAUUUCGUCUCCCCUCCAUUCUGUUAUUCGAGCUCCGUUUUCAUCGCUUGCCCUCCAUCCUUUCUUUUCGCACGGUGGAAGAGAGGAGCGGAGGAGGACGAAGCAGCCCUUCUCCCUUGUCUCAGUGGAGCAGCACAGAAAGGAGAUGAGAAGAGUGAGGCUCUGAACAAGGAGAGGCAGAUACACACAGAGUGUUUCCUUCGUUCCUGGUCGCCUCUGUCGUUCCUUUGGGAGCGAGCGGCUUGAAGCCUCUGCUCAUGUCCGUCAACUCAGAAAAAUCCUCGUCCCCGGAAAGGCCUGAGACACAGCAGAAAGUUCCAUCCGCUCCCCCUCCUCCUCCUCCUCCUCCUCCUCCUCCACCACCCCAACCUGAGCCAGUCGCACCCCCAGAACCAGAGGAAGAGAUUUUGGGCUCGGAUGAUGAGGAACAGGAGGAUCCGGCAGACUACUGCAAAGGAGGGUACCAUCCGGUGAAGAUAGGGGAUCUGUUCAAUGGGAGGUACCAUGUGAUCCGAAAGCUAGGCUGGGGUCACUUUUCUACGGUCUGGCUAUGUUGGGAUAUCCAAGGGAAGCGCUUUGUGGCGAUGAAGGUGGUGAAGAGUGCUCAGCACUACACAGAGACGGCACUAGACGAGAUCAAGCUACUGCGAUGUGUACGUGAGAGUGACCCCACUGACCCCAACAAAGACAUGGUGGUUCAGCUCAUCGAUGACUUCAAGAUCUCGGGGAUAAACGGAAUCCAUGUAUGUAUGGUAUUUGAAGUCCUUGGCCACCAUCUACUGAAAUGGAUCAUCAAGUCCAACUAUCAGGGCCUGCCUUUACCGUGCGUCAAGAGCAUCAUCAGACAGGUCCUGCAGGGUCUGGAUUACCUCCACACUAAGUGCAAGAUCAUUCACACAGACAUCAAGCCGGAGAACAUCCUGAUGUGUGUGGAUGACGCCUUUGUCCGGCGCAUGGCAGUCGAAGCCACCGAGUGGCAGAAAGCAGGAGCACCUCCUCCCUCUGGAUCUGCAGUGAGCACAGCACCCCAACUCAAACAGGUGGGGAAGAUCUCCAAGAACAAGAAGAAGAAGCUGAAGAAGAAGCAAAAGCGGCAGGCGGAGCUGCUAGAGAGACGCAUGCUGGAGAUAGAGGCAUUAGAAAGGGAGGCCGAGAGACAGAAAGCCAACGAAGGGAUAAACCCACCACCAGGACCUGCACUAGCGCUCGGGGAGAGUGAAGAUGAGGACGACGAAGAGGAGGACAUAGAGGAAGAAGAGGAAGGAGAGGGAGAGAGGGAGCAUCCUGUUAGAUUAACCAACCACACAUGUGCAGCUCCUCCAGAGCCACAACAGCAGGAAGAUGAGGAGGACUGUGAAGUACCUCCCAACACUGACAUUCCCGAUGUUGAAGAUCCCACGGCGGAGACGGAGACCAACACACCACAACGUGAAGAGAGCAACAACCCUGCAAAUGAGGAUGAGGAGGAGGAGGAGGAGGAAGAGGAGGAGGAGGAACGAGAAGAAUCUGAAGAAGAUGCGGAAGAGCAGGAGAAAGCAACAGAACAGCAGGAAGCUGAAGCAGAUCAGGAAGACGCAAAAGAAGUAGACAGACUUGAACCUGUAUCUUCGGAUGAGAAGCCAGAACCAAAGACAGACGAGUGUGCAAAGGAGGAACAGCCUGAGCUGCCGAAAGAAGAAGGAGAAAGAAGAGAAGAGGAAGGCGACGAGGAAGACGAAGACGAAGGUGAUGACGAUGAGGACGACGAUGACGAUGAAGCAGAGGAUGAAACCCAGGAGCUUAGGAACUCCACAGAGACCCACAACGACACCUUAAAAACCAACGGUCAUGCAGUGUUGGACGCAAAUCAUCCAUCAGAAGUUGUGCCCCUGGUGCCCUCACCCACACCUCUGCUGUGUCCGCUGGUGGAGUCAGAGCUCAGCGUCACUGACCGCGACGCCUCCGAUGCCUCUUAUGAGCUGUUUAACGGCGAGACAGCAGCACUUAGUAACGGCGCUCGACACCGAGCCACAGCACCACGCUUCCCCGAGCUCCCACUGGACCCUGACCUGGACGAGUGUGAGAAUGAGGAAGGAGAAACAAACCUGAACCCUGAUGCCGAGCGCAGCCGCACCGUCUCAUCCUCCAGCACCGGAGACACUCCGAAAGCUAAAGCACGAUCAGCUGACCUGCUGGUGAAUCCUCUGGACCCUCGCAACGCUGACGUACUCCGAGUGAAAAUAGCGGACCUGGGCAAUGCCUGCUGGGUGCACAAGCACUUCACAGAAGACAUCCAGACGAGGCAGUACCGCUCUAUCGAGGUUCUGAUCGGUGCUGGUUACAGCACUCCUGCAGACAUCUGGAGCACCGCUUGUAUGGCGUUUGAGCUGGCGACAGGAGACUAUCUGUUCGAGCCACAUUCAGGAGAGGACUACUCACGUGAUGAAGACCACAUCGCUCUGAUUAUGGAGCUGCUGGGGAAAAUCCCACGUAAAGUCAUCGCUGCAGGGAAAUACAGCCGUGAGUUCUUCUGUAAGAAAGGCGAGUUGCGGCACAUCACUAAACUAAAGCCGUGGUCUCUGUUUGACGUCCUGGUGGAGAAGUACGGCUGGUCAGCUGAGGACGCCGGCCACUUCACAAACUUCCUGUUGCCCAUGCUGGAGAUGGUUCCAGAAAAACGCGCCUCUGCAAGAGACUGCCUCAAUCAUCCCUGGCUGAACUCGUAGCACCUUCCCACCUCUAGCUCUUUUCCCCCCUAGUGGCGGGCUUCAGGACUGCACCCUGCUCUCAGUCUGGGGGGGAGAGAAAGUGAGGUCAGAGAGACAGAGAGAGAGAGAGAGAAUAGGGGAAGAAAGGUGUGUGUGGACUAAUGUAAGUCUGGACCAUGUUGGAGUGAGUUACUACAGGUGGAAAUCUGCAUUCACUAUACACUCUGUUGCACCUACACACACACAAACACACACACACACUCAGUGCUGCUCAUUAACUCAGAUUCCAUUUUCAGAUGGAUGAAAAGUAUCCUGUAAAAACAAAUAAGAAAUAUGCAAUGGAGUCAAAACAAGCACCCAGAGACACGGCAGAUAGCGUUGCUGCAUCACAGCUCCAGAGUCCCCCGGUUUCAUCCUUGACUCUGGUCACUGUCUGUGUGAAGUUCCACGUUCUCGCGGUGUCCGCAUGGGUUUCCUCUGGGUUCUCCAGUUUCCUCCCGCACAUUGGAUUGGAUUGGCUGUGAUAAAUUGCCCGUAGAUUUGAACAAGUAUAUGAAUGUGUGUGUGUGUGUGUGUGCACUGUGUAUGCUUAGUAUCUUGCAUCCCAUCCAAAGUGCAUUCCAGCCUAACACACAGUGUACCCGGAAUAGGCUCCGGAUCCACCGAGACCCUCAUAAAGUGGUUUGUGAAUGAAUGAUUAAGCAUUAAACAGAUUUCUACACUUUCCCAUAUUAAGCAGAUUAAAAGGCUAGGGCCGAAUCAGCGCCCUUAGAGCGCCAAAAUGUCCUUGAACUACAUUCAAAAGGAACUGUGUUUGCUUGCCUCAAUACUUCAGUGUUCAAACUCCAGUAGGCUCCAAACACACUAAAGGAACCUCAAACAUCGUAGUCACUGUGAGCUGCUGGAACUGAAAUAUGGUGUAUGCAUGUCAGUGUUACUGCUCUAACUUUUUCUGAUGGAAAUAGUCCACCAUCUCUCUCUCUCUCUCUCUCAGCCUCUGAUCCCCCCCUUACAGAGACAGAGCCCCCUGAGCCAAGGUUCUGCCACAGAACUGUUUACAGCCCUCCCUCAAACCCCAAAACCUCUACCACCACCACCACCACCACCACCUCCUAUCAGAGCUGCAUGCCACCGUCCUGGCCCCUGCAGACACAUGGGAGACUCCAAACACAAGAGAGACACACUGUGGAUUCUAACCAUUCUGUGACGUGUAGGAAAUGAACAAAACAUGAAGUCCGCGAGACUUCAACAGACUGCUUCCUGUCAUUUCUCUGAGCAUGGAGAACCUGAGGGCGAGUGUGCGUUUUACUGGUGUCCAGAGUCUCCCGCUUCGUUCGUUUCAUUCAUGAAAAACUGGUCAAAGCCUCGAUGUCGAGGGUUCUUGUGGGAACCACGUAUACUGUCAACACGCACUCUCUCAAGCAUUCCACAACCGUUUCUAACACGUGCGCUUUCUUCCGUUUUUUUUUUUUUCUUUCUUUCCUCCGCAGCACCAUCACAUGACCAUAAAUUGACCGCCACCCAAAUCAGUCCAGUUCUGUUCGAGGUGUAAAAAAAAAAAAGACCGAGGUUGCACUUGCGUUGCGUUUGUUCAGGGAUUACGAUCAGUGUAAAGAGCGCAACAGAUGCUCUACUAACCUAGCGACAUCUACUCCACUGCGAAACAGAUAUACAGCUUAAGUGAGGGAGGAGCCUCGUGGAAUGGAGUUCUAUGCUGAAGUGUGUGUGUGUGUUUGUGUGUGGGGGGAAAAGGACACACAACCCCACACACGACAGCUCGCUCUCAGUGCCAAUGGCCCUCUUCCACAUUCCUGCUCCAUCUCUCAUCACCUAUUUUCGCAAUAAAAAAAAAAAAGUAUAAGUAGAUGGUGAAGUAUUUUUAAAAACGAUAUUUUAAAAAAAAAAGAGAAAAAAGAACUUCUGAUUGUUGUGACCGAAUAUCGUCUUAUUAUUGAGGUGAUUGUGUUUUUGUCCGUUUAGAGAUGUUUUAAUUUUUUUUGUAAUUAUGAUGAUUAUGAUUACUAUUAUUGCCAUUCACUAUUUUUUUACAUUCGGUUGUCAUCUCUCUCUCUCUCUCCUUUCGUUAGAGUGAACAGUGCUGCUCUGUAUGGACUAGUGUGAUGCUGAUCACAUUUGAUCAAACAUUUUUGCAAUAAUAGUGAAUUUUUGCACCAAAAGCUCCUGAUCUCUCACUUUAGCCAUGCUGACUGUUCUUCCCCAACAUUCACAGUUACAUCCUUGUCUGUUUUUCAUUGACAGAUUUAAUAAAAUUAUAAAUUAAUGGCU
Hemibagrus wyckioides is the source of this 5297-nucleotide messenger RNA. It is a transcript of the gene srpk2, whose product is annotated as SRSF protein kinase 2. The record is from RefSeq and is a predicted model, not a curated record. The transcript is spliced from 15 exons. NCBI's taxonomy places the organism in Eukaryota, Metazoa, Chordata, Actinopteri, Siluriformes, Bagridae. The coding region runs from base 582 to 3029 and encodes 815 amino acids. Gene Ontology annotation, molecular function: protein kinase activity; ATP binding. Gene Ontology annotation, biological process: regulation of mRNA processing; spliceosomal complex assembly; protein phosphorylation.